UGUGCGAGCGUUUGCUCUCCUUUCCGUCUCUAUUGCUUCGUCUAUCCGAUGCAGGACGUCAAUUGAGUACGAUGGCGGAGGCAGUCAAGGUGAUCGUUCGCUGCCGGCCGAUGAACAGCCGCGAGAACAAAAUGAACUGCGGCUGCGUCAUCGAAAUGGACAGCGCCGUGCGUCAAGUCGCGCUGAGAAAGCCGGGAGCGCCAGAGAUGGCGCCCAAAUUCUUCACAUUCGACGGCGUCUACUUCAUAGAUAGCACAACACAAUGGAUCUAUGAGGACAUCGCAUUUCCGCUCGUUGACGGCGUGCUGGAAGGAUACAACGGUACGAUUUUUGCCUACGGUCAAACGGGAUGCGGCAAGUCGUACACAAUGACCGGAGUGGUCGAUCCCCCGGAGCAGAAUGGGAUCAUACCGCGGGCGUUUGAGCAUAUCUUUGAGGCUGCCACUGUCACUGAAGAUACCAAGUUCUUACUUCAUGGGUCGUAUCUUGAAAUCUACAAUGAAGAAAUUCGGGAUUUGCUUGGGAGGAAUUCGAAGACGAAGCUGGAUUUGCAUGAGCAUCCGGAUAAGGGGGUUUAUGCGGAGGGUCUGACUCAUGUGCCUGUGCAUACUGUGGAAGAGAUCGCUUUGUUGAUGGACAAAGGCUCGAAGAAUCGGAGCGUUGGGGCGACGCUGAUGAAUAUUGAUUCGUCUCGGUCGCAUUCGAUAUUCACGAUUAGCAUCGAGACGUGCAAGCCGUGCGGGAAUCCUGAUGGAAGCGACCGGAUUCGGGCUGCAAAGUUGAAUCUCGUCGAUCUAGCGGGAAGCGAGAGGCAGGCGAAGACUGGUGCAAUCGGUCAACGAUUGAAGGAGGCAACAAAAAUCAAUCUGUCUCUUUCGGCUCUCGGGAAUGUCAUUUCUGCUCUGGUUGACGGCAAGGCUACGCACAUCCCGUAUCGUGAUUCGAAAUUAACUCGAUUGCUUCAAGAUUCUCUUGGUGGAAAUACGAAAACUCUUAUGGUGGCUUGUGUCAGUCCGGCUGACAACAACUACGACGAGACACUCAGCACACUGCGAUAUGCCAAUCGAGCGAAAAACAUCAAGAACAAGCCGAAGAUCAAUGAAGACCCAAAAGAUGCUCUUCUGAGAGAAUACCAGGAUGAGAUCAAGAAACUGAAGGCAAUGUUAGCUGGUCAGCUGCCUGUAAGUGAGCAAAUUCUGUUACCUCAACCAACAGUACCGAAUGUUGCUCCAGCUAGUGAUGUUGCAACCAGCAGAGAAUUAGAGGAGGAAACAGAGAGGUUGCGAUUGGAAUAUGAGUCACAACUGGCAGCCAUCAAGGCUCAGUAUGAGGCGGAGCAGAGUAGUAAUGUAAAACUGCAAGAAGAAAUGUCAUUAUUGAGAUCCGAGUAUGAGAGGCAGCUGAAAGAAGCGGAGGGUAAGUUUGCAGUUGAUCAAGUCAGUGGCACGGCAUCAAAUCAAAGUUCUAGUCUUACUGCGGCGACAACAGACAGCUCGGCAUUGGUGCAUUCUUUGGAAAUCUCUCAUUCUGUCACUGUUGGAGUGAGUGAAUCAAAACAGUCAAAUAUGGUGGUGAUACCUGAUGCCAUGGUAGCUCAGUCGGAGGGAGUAAAUGCUGCCAGUCUGGCUGUCGCUGUCGUAGAUGAAGUCUCUUUACUUCGUAAGUCUUCAGAAGCUCAUCCAGUCUUUGAUUCUCCUGUUUCAAAAGUGAUGCCUGCCAUUUCCAUGACAACGUCGGAGGCGCCAUCAACUGGUGCCCAGUUGCCUUUGUCUACAUUGGAUCAACCUAUUCCACCUCAAUUGCCUCAUUCUGCUCAAGACAUUGCCACUCUAGUUCAACAACACGAAGAGGCGAUGCGCAAAUUGCAAGCACUGAAUGCGCAGAUGGUUGGUGGCGAGAAAGUAGAGGAUGAGCAAGUGAAACAAAAGCUGAAGACAAGAAGAAAACAUGCUGACGAACGACGAUUAAGACUACAACAAGCUUUAGCAGACGAUGACAAUGAGGUAAUGGAGGGAAUCUAUGACUCGAUGCAAGGCAAGAUCAAUGUGAAGAGGAAACAGGUCGAAUCUAUUAAGCAACAACUUGAGUCUACAAAGCAGGAAGUUGAAGACAUUCAGUCGGAGUUUCAACGUGAUAGAGGAGACUAUCUUGAUGCAUUGAGAGAACGAGAACGUCUCAUUCAAUUUCAGGAGCAAUUUAUUGACAAAAUUCUUCCGUGUCUUCGUCGAGACUGCAACUAUGUAAAUCUCGAUAAAAUUCGAUUGGAAUCUAAAUGGAACGAUGAGAAACAAGAGUGGGAAAUGCCGGCUUUGGUUGUGGCUCGCACGGUACUGCCUGCUUCUAGUGUGAACGCAUUGGGGCCUCGGUUGACCAACCGACCACGGGAGAAGUCAUUGAGUCCUCACUCUUUGCAUACAGAGGUGCCAAGUCAGAUGUCGAGACAAGCAGUCAGUGACGGUCAGGUUGGCUUCUCUCCUUCUCCUCCUCCAGAAGGUGACACAUUCACACAGCGAAUCAACCGAGCAUCUGAGUCGGACUAUUUUAGAUCUAGACGUGCAGCAAAACUGUUGUCCGAGAGUUCUAAUUAUGCCACUGGUGACCCGAUAUCUCCUGCUCGGAGUGUUGCUCCAUUUCAGAUUAACUCACAAAAGACAGCGCCACUGAAUGCAAAGCUGUCGGGGCCGAUGGAUCCCUCUCUGAUGAGAUGGCCGAGGCAAUUAGAGUCACUCUCGAGUCAAAAUUCGUUAGGGGUGGCGAAUGGUGUGGCCCCAGCUCUUUCUCUUGGAAAUGCUCAUCAAAUACAAGAACGGAGACGAUCGAAACAGCUGAGGAAGCUUGAUCCAAUACAAGGCCAGAAGCCGCCACCGUCGUUGUAGAUAUUGAUGUCUUUGUUAAUAACUAGUUGUCAUAUUAACCAGAUGAUGAAUGAGUAUGAAGAAUAGUAUUGAAUGAACUGAAAUGAAAGGACAGCAAAAUGUAUGUAUUACUUGUACCUCUAUUGACAUGAAAUAUAUUAUGUUUUCUCA
Messenger RNA from Corticium candelabrum, 3026 nucleotides. RefSeq names its product osmotic avoidance abnormal protein 3-like. Gene Ontology annotation, molecular function: microtubule binding; ATP binding; microtubule motor activity. The record is from RefSeq and is a predicted model, not a curated record. Gene Ontology annotation, biological process: microtubule-based movement; mitotic spindle organization; spindle elongation. Gene Ontology annotation, cellular component: microtubule associated complex. The coding region runs from base 72 to 2876 and encodes 934 amino acids. Lineage: Eukaryota; Metazoa; Porifera; Homoscleromorpha; Homosclerophorida; Plakinidae. The transcript has a single exon.